Leptinotarsa decemlineata (Colorado potato beetle) is the source of this 1973-nucleotide messenger RNA. RefSeq names its product cubilin. NCBI's taxonomy places the organism in Eukaryota, Metazoa, Arthropoda, Insecta, Coleoptera, Chrysomelidae. Gene Ontology annotation, cellular component: plasma membrane. The record is from RefSeq and is a predicted model, not a curated record. Gene Ontology annotation, molecular function: protein binding.
GUCACCCUCCCACGCACUGCCAAUACUCAGAACCGGGGUUUCAAGGGCAUUUUUGAGUUCUCGAACUCGUUUACAAAAUUAGAUUUCAUUAAGAAAGACGGGGAACACAUUCGCGGAACAGAGUGCGAUCAAAAAAUUCUAAGCAAAAAAGAAUCCAGCGGCUUCGUUUUCAGCCCCAACUACCCCUUUCCUUAUAUGCCUAAACUAGUGUGCCGUUACUUCAUCUACGGCAUGCAGGACUCUCAACAUCUGGAACGAGUCAGGUUGGAGUUUGUUAUGUUUGAGAUCCCGAAAGGACCGAAAGGAGAUUGUACGGACGGAUACCUGAAAAUAUACUUGAAGGGCCAAGAAACCACGGAUUCGUAUGACAAAUUUGACUACGAGAUGUGUGGUGAGGACAGCAAACCAACAGUUGUUGUCUCCGACGGACCCAGAAUGGUUAUUGUUUUCAGUAGCGGGGAACUGAUGGGUAGGGGCUUCAAAGCCAACUAUACUUUCGAGACUGAAUACCGCAUCCCUGGGACCGCAGCUCCAGAUGGUUCCUGUUCGUUCACCUACAGAAGCACUAGCAAGAAGAAAGGAGAGUUCAAUUCUCCUCGAUAUCCUUCUAAUUAUCCCAGUGACACGAAUUGCACCUAUCUCUUCCUUGCCACCAAUAACGAACAAGUUACUUUGGUUUUCGAUAAUUUCAAAAUUCGCGCCGAUAGCGUUAAUAUUACUAUUGGUUCCUAUGGAACUACAAUUUGCCAAGAGGACUGGAUCGAAAUCUUCAACGUGUACCGCGACGGCACCGAAACGAAAAUCGGCAGGUACUGCCACAUGUCCGCGCCCGGCCCCAUCGAGUCCAACAGGGGGGCCACGGGGCUGAAACUUGUCCUUCAUUCGGACUCCGACGGGGUCUACAGCGGCUUCAAGGCGCGCUACAGCUUCGAACUGGCCAAGUCCAUAUUCGGUGAUUGCGGCGGGAACGUCAGCAGUCUGGACUACGGAGUGAUAACGAGUCCCAAUUUCCCGAAGGAUUACGGGGCUCCGUCGAAGAAUCAAGCGUCCAAGAGCUGCAACUGGUAUGUAACCGUGAGGCCGAAGUACAAGAUUCUGUUGGUGUUCGAGAAGUUCGCGGUCGAAGGGGACCCUUCAGGUAGAGGUUGUCCGGCUGCUGUUCUGAGGUUAUGGAACGAUUUAACGUCGACGCCAGUGGAACUUUGUGGAGAAAAGGCACUUGGUGACAAAUCAUGGCAAUAUAUCUCAACAUCGAACGCCAUGAGGUUCAGUUUUAUAACGGCCGAUAAAGCAGUGGGCGCGCAGGGAUUCAAAGCCACUUGGACCGAAGUUAUCGAAGGGCCUAGCUGCGAUGAGUUCCAGUGCUUGAAGUCGGGUUUUUGCAUCCCCGAUAAGCUGCGGUGCAACAAGAUAAAUAACUGCGGAUCCGACGACGAGUCGGACGAGGCGGACUGCACCACAGACGAACAACCUCGAGAGCACAUCCGAACCUCGUGGGUGAUCGCCGUCGCCGCCAUUUUGCUCACGUUAGUCCUCCUCUGCAUCAUCUGUCACAGAAAGAGAAGGAGGCGUCGAAGAAGGGAUCUACGACGCUCGCUCCACGUCCCAGCCGUCCCAGGGACUUCACGUCAGCCCCCGAUUCACUUUUGCGAAGAAUUAGGUGAACGUUUCGCGUCCGUGGACAGUGUCUGAUGAUGGUUGAAGACGCCACUUUCGAAACGUUACCUCGCGUGGGCUCUCAAGCUGUCAGCAAUAUUUUCGAGAAAACAGGGUCAAAACGACAAAGUUUCUAAUGGGUUGAAUUAGUGACGCGGUCGAAGUUGUUUGGGGGUUGGUAAUGGUCUGGGGGUCGAUGGGGAUUUGAAACCUUUGAUGGAUUUCAAUGACUUCAAAUAUUGGAAAGAUCUCGCCUGAUCACAGAAAUCUGUUGGUUUGCUUCUCAAUUGUUCUGGAAUCCUCUCAGUAUUUUUCAU